UUUCAAGUUAGUAACAUGAAUUUUCAAGUUAGUAACAUGAAUUUUCAAGUUAGUAUGUUUAAUUUUCAAGCUAGUAUUAACUUGAAUUUUCAAGUUAGUAACAUGAAUUUUCAAGUUAGUAACAUGAAUUUUCAAGUUAGUAACAUGAAUUUUCAAGUUAGUAUGUUUAAUUUUCAAGCUAGUAUGUUGAAUUUAGUAACUUGA
Molecule: messenger RNA, 204 nt
Organism: Lottia gigantea (owl limpet)
Lineage: Eukaryota; Metazoa; Mollusca; Gastropoda; Lottiidae
Exons: 2
Source: RefSeq, a predicted model, not a curated record